ACCACUCUGGUUGUAUCGAACGAGCGAAACCCAACCAACGACGAGCGUUCACCUCAAAUAUUUUGAUUUGAUCAAAUCAUCUCCACACUCGCCAAAUCGUUGUGUCCUCGUUCAUAUCGUUAUCGUAUCAGCUCAAAAAUCUCAAUCUCUCUUCCUUACAUUCUUCUGUUUCUCGAAUCCUUGUCUCCCUCCAUGGCUUCCUGUAGCCUAGGAGUUCCUAAAAUUAAAAUCUCGGCAGUAGACCUUAGUAGAGUAAGAUCUGGAAGCUUACUGAUACCAUACAAUCAAAGAUCAUUGCUUCGACAAAGGCCAGUGAAGUACUUGAGUCUGAAGACAACAUUUGGAUCUGUGAAAGCUGUCCAAGUGUCUACUGUCCCAACUGCAGAAACAUCAGCUACUAUAGAAGUAAAAGAUUCUAAAGAGAUCAAGUCAUCUCGAUUAAACGCUCAGCUUGUUCCCAAGCCUUCUGAGGUGGAAGCCCUUGUAACUGAAAUAUGCGAUUCUUCAUCAAUUGCAGAGUUUGAACUGAAACUGGGGGGUUUCCGACUAUAUGUAGCAAGGAACAUAGCUGACAAUAGUAGUCUACAACCUCCGCCAACUCCUGCUGUGACUGCUUCAAAUGCAACUACCGAGAGUCCUGAGUCGAAUGGAUCAGCUUCCUCUACUUCACUGGCUAUCUCAAAACCAGCAUCGUCAGCCGCUGAUCAGGGUUUGAUGAUUCUCCAAUCUCCAAAAGUAGGGUUCUUCAGGAGAUCCAAAACCAUAAAGGGUAAACGCCUGCCUUCGUCUUGUAAAGAGAAAGACCAAGUGAAAGAAGGUCAAAUUCUGUGCUACAUUGAACAACUCGGUGGCCAAUUUCCAAUCGAGUCUGAUGUUACCGGCGAGGUAGUCAAGAUACUCCGAGAAGAUGGAGAGCCUGUAGGAUACAAUGAUGCUCUCAUCUCCAUCCUUCCAUCCUUCCCUGGGAUCAAGAAGCUUCAGUAAAACCAAAUUCGAGCUGGUUUUGAGUUAUGACACUGUGCCUUGUGUAUGCUUUUAGAUAAAGAAACUUCAUUCAUAUUUGUAUUUGUCUUUUGCUUGUAUGAAAGUUCUUCUUUAAGACUCUUUUAUUCUGUAUGCUUUUUCUUAUAUAUAAAAACAUUAUGGUAUUUUUUUUUAAUCGUACAUAGAUGAUUUAUACACAUACAAUCCCAAGAUUUUAACGAUAGGUGAUUCUAACAGUUAAAGAUUUGGACAUUGCUGUUAUUUGACAGUUGAUUAUUCCUAACGUUGGAGAAGAAGCUGCUUUCGGAAUCUUUGUAUAAAUGCCUCUGCUCUUUCGUUGAUGUCACGUUCCUUCACCACUGGCUUCCUCGCCGGAAAUUUCUCCACCGUCGCCGCUGCUCUCUUAGGCUGUUCUACGGCCCUCCUUGGCUCAUAGGUUGAUGAUCUGUAACCAGAAAAUAUGAGAUGAGAGAAACGUUGAUUCAUUUGGUGGUUCUUUAUCAGUAAUGCUUAGUUCUUGCUGUCUUCUUUUAGUACUCAAAUGAUCAUUUGUGUGAACAUAUAUAUAGAUAAAAACAUGCGUAUAUUAUUUGUAAUGUAGUAUCAUGUAUGGUUAAAGAUGUGGCUCUAGAUACAUUGAACUUUUGAUAGAAUAAGCUUUUUUGGAUUAAGAUAAACAUUAGUUU
Arabidopsis thaliana (thale cress) is the source of this 1670-nucleotide messenger RNA. Its product is annotated as Single hybrid motif superfamily protein. The record is from RefSeq and is marked reviewed. NCBI's taxonomy places the organism in Eukaryota, Viridiplantae, Streptophyta, Magnoliopsida, Brassicales, Brassicaceae. Bases 193 to 984 code for a protein of 263 amino acids. The transcript has 9 exons.